AUGGCGGGCGGCCCGGCCGCGCUCGCCCUCGGUGUCCUGCUGGCCGCGUGCCACGCGCUGGACAACAGCACGGCCGGCCGGAGCGCCCCGGUGGCGGCGGCGGUGAGGUCGCACUUCAACGAGUGCCCGGACUCGCACCGGCAGUUCUGCUUCCACGGCACGUGCCGCUUCCUGGUGCAGGAGGAGAAACCGGCGUGUGUGUGUCACUCGGGGUACGUGGGGACGCGCUGUGAGCACGCUGACCUGCUGGCCGUGGUGGCAGCCACCCAGAAGAAGCAGACCAUCACCGCCCUGCUCGUGGUGGCCGUGGUGGCCUCGGCCCUGCUCGUCACCGUCUGCGUCCUGGUCCACUGCUGUCGCCUGCGGAAGCGCUGGCCCUGUCCCUGUCCCUGUCCCGGUUGGUGCCGCGAGCCCGGAGCCGGCCCCGAGAAACCGGGGGGGCUGCUCAAGGGGGGAGCGUCCUGCUGCCACAGCGAGACAGGUGAG
Melospiza georgiana is the source of this 486-nucleotide messenger RNA. It is a transcript of the gene TGFA, whose product is annotated as transforming growth factor alpha. Gene Ontology annotation, biological process: epidermal growth factor receptor signaling pathway; positive regulation of cell population proliferation; positive regulation of mitotic nuclear division. The transcript is spliced from 5 exons. Lineage: Eukaryota; Metazoa; Chordata; Aves; Passeriformes; Passerellidae. The annotation marks the transcript as partial. The record is from RefSeq and is a predicted model, not a curated record.